GGGAUAGGCGCGCCCGCUGCGCCAGAGUCCCGGGAGCGCGUGCGCGGUCUCGUGGCGGCCGCGGGGGCCGGUCUCGCGCGGUCUCGAGGUGGAGUCGCUGGCGGCGGCGGCGACGGCGGCGACUGGCGAGUAAGAAAGUUAGUCUGAGUUCUGUGAAAAAUCAUAAAAGAACUAAGGAGAGUGGACAAGGACUUUCCAGUUUGCAUAAUGAUCCCAGUUCUUACAGUUUCCCUCAGACUGGUCUCAUUGCCACCCUUCAAUCUAUCCUCUAGUCUUCUACCAGUGUGAUAUUUCUCUAAAAAUUUCCUUCAUGGAUACAUUUUCAUAGCAUUAUUAUGUGAUAUGAGAAGUUUUUUUUUUUGUUUUUUGUUUUUAUUUUUUGUUUUUUUUGGUGAAGUAACAUGGAUUUUAUACUACAGAAUCAAGAGAUUGGCUUUAUAGGAAAAAUUGAUUUAUAAAAAGUGGUACAGGUUUUUAUAAAUAACCAUGACAACAUCCCAUAUGAAUGGGCAUGUUACUGAGGAAUCAGACAACGAAGUAAAAAAUGUUGAUCUUGCAUCACCAGAGGAACAUCAGAAGCACCGAGAGAUGGCUGUUGACUGCCCUGGAGAUUUGGGCACCAGGAUGAUGCCAGUACGUCGAAGUGCACAGUUGGAACGUAUUCGGCAGCAACAGGAGGACAUAAGGCGUAGGCGAGAGGAAGAAGGAAAAAAACAAGAACUUGACCUUAACUCUUCCAUGAGACUUAAGAAAUUAGCCCAAAUUCCUCCCAAAACUGGAAUAGAUAACCCUAUAUUUGAUACAGAGGAAGGAAUUAUCUUAGAAAGUCCUCAUCAUGCUGUGAAAAUAUUAGAAGUGGAAGACUUGUUUUCUUCACUUAAACAUAUCCAACAUACUUUGGUAGAUUCUCAGAGCCAGGAGGAUAUUUCACUGCUUUUACAACUUGUACAAAAUAAAGAUUUCCAGAAUGCAUUUAAGAUACACAACGCUGUCACAGUACACAUGAACAAGGCCAGUCCUCCAUUUCCUCUUAUCUCCAAUGCGCAAGAUCUUGCACAAGAGGUACAAACUGUUCUGAAGCCAAUCCACCAGAAGGAAGGACAAGAAUUAACUGCUUUGCUGAAUGCUCCACAUAUUCAGGCACUUUUACUGGCCCAUGAUAAGGUUGCUGAGCAGGAAAUGCAGCUAGAGCCCAUUACAGAUGAGAGAGUUUAUGAAAGCAUUGGCCAAUAUGGAGGAGAAACUGUAAAAAUAGUUCGUAUAGAAAAGGCUCGAGAUAUUCCAUUGGGUGCUACAGUUCGUAAUGAAAUGGAUUCUGUCAUCAUUAGUCGGAUAGUAAAAGGAGGUGCUGCAGAAAAAAGUGGUCUGUUACAUGAAGGAGAUGAAGUUCUGGAGAUUAAUGGCAUUGAAAUUCGGGGGAAAGAUGUCAAUGAGGUUUUUGACUUGUUGUCUGAUAUGCAUGGUACUUUGACAUUUGUUCUGAUUCCCAGUCAACAGAUCAAGCCGCCUCCUGCCAAGGAAACAGUAAUCCAUGUAAAGGCUCAUUUUGACUAUGACCCCUCAGAUGACCCUUAUGUUCCAUGUCGGGAGUUAGGCCUGUCUUUUCAAAAAGGGGAUAUACUUCAUGUAAUCAGUCAAGAAGAUCCAAAUUGGUGGCAAGCCUACAGGGAAGGGGAUGAAGAUAAUCAGCCUCUGGCUGGGCUGGUUCCAGGGAAAAGCUUUCAGCAGCAAAGGGAAGCCAUGAAGCAAACCAUAGAAGAAGAUAAGGAGCCAGAAAAAUCAGGAAAGCUAUGGUGUGCAAAGAAGAAUAAAAAGAAGAGGAAAAAGGUUUUAUAUAAUGCCAAUAAAAAUGAUGAUUAUGACAAUGAAGAGAUCUUAACUUAUGAGGAAAUGUCACUUUAUCACCAGCCAGCAAAUAGGAAAAGACCUAUCAUUUUGAUUGGUCCACAGAACUGUGGCCAGAAUGAAUUGCGUCAGAGGCUCAUGAACAAAGAGAAAGACCGCUUUGCAUCUGCAGUUCCUCAUACAACUCGCAGUCGGCGAGACCAUGAAGUAGCCGGUAGAGAUUACCACUUUGUUUCACGGCAGGCAUUUGAGGCAGACAUAGCAGCUGGAAAGUUCAUUGAGCAUGGUGAAUUUGAGAAAAAUUUGUAUGGAACCAGCGUAGAUUCUGUACGGCAAGUGAUCAACUCAGGCAAAAUAUGUCUUUUAAGUCUUCGUACACAGUCAUUGAAGACUCUCCGGAACUCGGACUUGAAACCAUAUAUUAUCUUCAUUGCACCCCCUUCACAAGAAAGACUUCGGGCGUUAUUGGCCAAAGAGGGCAAGAAUCCAAAGCCUGAGGAGUUGAGAGAAAUCAUUGAGAAGACUAGAGAGAUGGAGCAGAACAAUGGCCACUACUUUGACACAGCAAUUGUGAACUCAGAUCUUGAUAAAGCCUAUCAGGAAUUGCUUAGGUUGAUAAACAGACUUGAUACUGAGCCUCAGUGGGUGCCAUCCACUUGGCUGAGGUGAAGGAAACAUCCAUUCUGUGGCAUGAUUGGACUUGAUCUGGCAAACUGCCACUAGGAAGAUAGCCCUGAUACUUGAGCAAGUUUCUGAGAAGGUGGCAGGCAGUGUAAACUGUAGACCUGUUCUUAGAUCUUCAACUAGUGAGAAGAAAAUCCCCUUAGGCAAUUUGUCAACAGCUGUCUUUAUUCUCUGUACGUGGCUUUAGAGGUUCUUGCCUCAUUUGGGGAUUUUAAAUGGAAAUUUUCAGCAGAGCCGUUCCAUUGUAUCCAUGUAAAAACCUUUUAAUUCUGUUCUCACCUAACAGGAUUUUUUCUGCCUAGUCAUAUUUCCAUGGAAAGCUUGUGUGUAUAUACACAACGGUCCAUGUCUCACAUAGUAAUAAAUCUUGAUGUUAUUUAACAGUUAACUUAAAUGACUUCAUGGGAAUUUGGGGGCGAGGGGAAACUGCUUCUCUGCACUGGGCAGGACAACAGUAUUUGGUUAGAAGAGUGGUUUAGUCAUCAGAACUACUUAAAAAAAUGGUGCCACUUUGUUCUGGAGCUACUGUUAGGCUUGAGUUCAUUUGUAUGUGUCUUAAUUCUCAAAAACAUUCCAUUAGAAGCACCAGUUUUUUAGCUCAAACUUUGUAGAUCAGACUUCACUGCACACUCUGCAGACUCUGAUCUAAAACAUACAACAUAUGCUGAUCUUUUUGAAGGUAUAAUGAUUUUCUGAAUUUAUUUCUUUAAUUGUCACAACUGAUUUGGUAACUUUUACAUCCUUUUCCUGCAUAGUACAACAGAAUGUAUAAGUUACAUUUUUAUGAAUGGCAGAUAUUCAUAUAAACUGUGUUGACUGUUAAAAAGUUUCUUCCUCAUGAUGCAAAUAAUUUUUUACAUACAUGAGAGGACAUAGCACAUUUGACAGUUUUUGCAUUUUUAUAUAUGAGCACAGGAUAAUUUGAUGACUGUGCUAUACAUAUAGGUAAUAAACUGGAAUUCUGUGAUCACUAUAGCUGCUGUACUGUAUAUUUAAUAGAUUGACAAGUGAUCAUUGAUUACACUUGUUCAGCAUUGGAAUAAAAUUAUAUGAGAGAAAUGAUCUGAUAGCUGACUUUGAGAUCAGAAGGAAGAGAUGACCUGAAAGUCAUUUGAACAUUUUAGGAAAAGAACAUUACACGGGGAAAGUUAAGCAUAUGGAAACAAGUUUUUAUCUUAAUAAGGUCUGCCUCUUAUGACCAGAAUGCAACAAGCUAAAUCAUAAAACAUUUAAGCUAAUGGGAUUUUCAUACUGUCUCUAUAGCUUGUAGCUUUUAAUUCAACUUCUGUAAUGGGCAUGGUAAGUUAAUUUGUAAUCUUUUGAAGGCUUAAGGGAUGGUGUGAUGUGUGACAAACAACCUCAAAUGUGAAUGUCUUGAUUUUAUUUUUAUGAUGACUUUAGCUACAACAAUUCCUGUUCCCAAAGCUAAACACUGGAAAAAUACUGAAUUGUCACUUAAUUUAACAUAAGCAACUUUUUUUUUAAUGAGUAGUUUGUCUGUGUCAUGUAUAUAUUUGAGUUUUUCUCUUUUGCAUAAUAUUAUUUGAACAAAUGUAGACAGUUUAUAUGUUGCCUUCUAUUCAAAUUUGCAUGGCCUCUAAGUUGGCUAUGGAGUAUGUCUUAUGUGGAAAUACUUUAAAGAUAGUGUUCCUUAGGAAGAAAGUAACAUUCCUGGGUUGAGGGAAGGAAUGCCAUACAUACCGUCUCUUCAGGUCUGAAACACUCCAGUUUAUGGCAGGAAAAUGGAAAGGUCACGGUGGUUUUCAGCACUGAAAAACAAAGGACUAAGUACUGAAAAACAAAGGACUAAGACUUAAUGUUUUCAGCUUUCCAGCUUACUUUCUGCUUAGGAAUGAAAGGUAGUCUAUGGUAGACAGCAGAGUUUUAACUGACAACUGUUUUCAACCCUAAGAUCUAAAAUAUUUGCAGUUUGAGAUUUCAGGUGGUGUAAGUGGCUGCUGUGCUAGUUCCCGAGUUAGCCUGCAGACCAUAGGGCCACAGGAGGGGUCAUGUGCUGUGGAGACUCAGGCAUGGCUUUAAAAAGCAAGUCCAAGUCCCAUACGGAGGCACAUGUCAUGCCAUAGUGUACUUCUUAAAAGGGGCAUCAGUGAAGUCCUAUAUAAUUCUCUCCUUCCUCAUCAGGAAUGGUAGAGGGAUAGAAAUAUUUAUGUCCCAAACUUUCCUCAGUCCUAGUGAUAUGGAUGUGCUGAUAUUCAACACAGUCCCUACAAAGUCAAAACUGGGUUGUUGCUGACUUCCUUGAAAGAAAAUGGGAAAAAAAGCCUUGCUCCCCACCUAGCUGUGCUGUACACCGUUCUGGCCAAUUCCAUUUCCCGUCCCUCUGUGGUUCUGAUUGGAGACCCCAGUAUGGGGGAAGUCUUUACCACUCAUAGGAAUGAUACCAAUCACUAAUAAAAUGCAAGUUAGUUCAAAUAAGUAAAUAAUCUUCCUUUACUAAAUUUUCUUAAGUCAGAACAAACAGAAAGGAGAAUAGUGUUUAGAUUAAUCCAGAUUUGCUUUCUAUGAAAAUCUAAUGUCUGGAUUUUUUUCCCUUUUCUUAUGGCCUAAGGAAUAAUUUGAAUGUAAUUUUGUGAAUGUGUAUGGAAAAUAUAAACCAGGGAUUUAGCCUUAAUAAAGGUAACCUUUCUGACAUCUAUUGUUAAUUCUCCUUUGUACUCUUAUCCUGCUUGUAUCUGCACUCUUUUAUUGAGAUGUAAUACUGCACACUAUAAUGUAAAAAUAAAAAGCAAAAUUAUA
Molecule: messenger RNA, 5286 nt
Organism: Hippopotamus amphibius kiboko
Lineage: Eukaryota; Metazoa; Chordata; Mammalia; Artiodactyla; Hippopotamidae
Gene: PALS1
Product: protein associated with LIN7 1, MAGUK p55 family member
Exons: 16
Coding region: 487-2514 (675 amino acids)
Biological process (GO): establishment or maintenance of epithelial cell apical/basal polarity; generation of neurons; morphogenesis of an epithelial sheet
Cellular component (GO): plasma membrane; adherens junction
Molecular function (GO): protein binding
Source: RefSeq, a predicted model, not a curated record